Perca fluviatilis (European perch) is the source of this 2232-nucleotide messenger RNA. Its product is annotated as cell surface A33 antigen-like. The record is from RefSeq and is a predicted model, not a curated record. Gene Ontology annotation, cellular component: plasma membrane. NCBI's taxonomy places the organism in Eukaryota, Metazoa, Chordata, Actinopteri, Perciformes, Percidae.
AUCGGUUGCAAUUUACAAGUCGCUCUAGGGUUUCGGUGGAAACACGCACCAGGCGGCUGGUUCCCUGUUUCAUUUGAAAGAAAACUCAGACACAAAAGAAUCAGUGAGUUAGUUUAAGGAAAUAAAAGUGUUGACCAUGGAGAGGAGGAUUGCUACCUUGACUCUGCUGUCUCUGGUGCUGUCAGGUGUUGGUGCCAUCCUUGUGACCAUCCCGCAGGUGUUAUAUGAGGUUGCCAGGGGUAAGAAUGUCACACUGCCCUGCAGCAUUAAAUUCCAAGGUACUGGUACCCCCAAACAAGUCAUCGUCACAUGGUCUGCUGUGGCUGACACACCAGGCACUCAAGAGGAUGCUGUCCUCACUUAUUAUUCUACUGAACAAAUUACUGACAUCGGUACGCUGUAUGAAGGCCGGGUGUCCCUGGAUGUAGAUGCUGCCACGGCAAAUGCCAACCUGAAACUGUCCUCAACCACACUAAAUGACAACAGGGUGUUUAAGUGCCAUGCCCUGAUUCCAAGUGACGUUAAGGGCACGCCGACCGCCACUACACGUCUGGUGGUUCUAGUGGCUCCAACUACGCCCAUCUGUACGAUCCAGGGAAAGGCAGAGUACGGCCAGAACAUCAACCUGACCUGUUUGUCAGCGGAAGGCUCCCCGCCACCCACUUAUACGUGGCAAAGUCUAGAUGCCAUGAACAAACCUCGUGAUCUACCCCCCAGAGCCACCGCCCAGGGAGGCAUCCUGUCUCUAUACAAUAUCUCCAAAGAUACAUCAGGAUUCUUCAUCUGCACCUCAAAAAACAAGAUCGGCUCUGCUUCCUACAACCUCACCCUCGCAGUAAUGCCGCCUUCCAUGAACAUUGCCUCCACUGCAGGAAUCAUUGGUGGAGUAAUCGCUGCGUUGAUCGUGCUCAUCAUCGUCAUCUACUGCUGCUGUUGUCGGAAGAAGAAAAAGGACGAAGAAUACGCCAUGGGAGUUCGUGAGGAGGAAGAGGAGGAGGAGAGGGAAACUUUCAAAGAGCCGGUUAGAAACGGUGUGAGUCCCCGUGCCGAUGGGCAGGAGGACGCCCGGGGCUCUGACUCCAGUGUGAGGAACCCUGUUGAACUAAGUGAACGCGACUACAAGAACCGCAAGGAUCUUGGCAGCGACUACGACGACCGCCGCAGCGACUACGACGACCGCCGCAGCGACUACAACGACCGCCGCAGCGAUUACGACGACCGCCGCAGCGACUAUGAUGACCGCCGUGAAAGGUACAGUGACCGCAAUGAGCGCUACGAUGACGAUCGCCGCUACGAUGACCGCAGAGACCGUCGUAUUAAUGAUGACGACCGCUAUGAUGAUCGCAAUCGUGACAGACCAGCUGUGCCAGCCAAUAAGCCACCGAGGAGGAACUACGACGACUAAAGCCUCCAACCUGUAUCGGCCAUCUUCUGUCUUCUCCAUCGACUUUACUCCAAUGGCAGCCAGAUAAAUCUCACUCAAGGUGUGGCCUGGUUGGCUCAAACAACAUUUUUCCCUCCAUGGCUCUUGUUUUGAAAUAAUUGGCUCAAACGCCACAAAUAUACUAGAAUUAAGAGGAAGCAUAGUCUGUCCGAGAGGUUGAACAGUUUUGAGGAAAGAUUAGUUUGUUUUAGAGAGCUGUGUGAUACAGAAGUUAGGUGGUAUUUUAGCUUUAAACUCACAUUGUUGGCAUUGUUACAUAAGAAUGCAAGGCCUUGUCGUCUGUCUUGAUUUGAGAUGUAUUCUGCUGUUGGGUGUAACUAGUGGUAGUUGGGUUUUUUAGGAUGCUACCUCCACACUAAAAAGGGCUUUAAUUUUUUGUUUUUUUUUUUACGCUUACUAGGAUUAUUUCUGUUUAUUUGACUAAUGUCUAAUGUCUCUUUUUAUAGAAACAUAUUUAACCAGUUUUAAUGUCCUCUAUUUGGUGCAUUUUUUUUUUCUUCCUCUGAUUGUUGGGAUUAUUAAUUUCACCACAGAUCUAUUUUUAAAUGAAUAAAUAAAUGUCUAAAUUUGGAAUGUAAAUAAUCUGUUUUAUCUUGAAUUAUUUUGUAAAGAGAUGUAUGUUGAAAUGCAAUGAAAUUAGACAAUUUACAUUACAAAUGGUAUUAUUUUUAUCUCAGCAAUGGUAAUGUUACCAGUUUUACAUUUGGAUUUGUGUUGUGAAACAUUGUGUGUACUCUCAAUCAUGAAAUAUACUGUAAAAAUAAAGCUGAAAUAAAAUUAACAAAACA